AUGGCGACGACGUCGUCGGUGGUGCGCCGGGGCGCGGCGGAGCUGGUGGCGCCGGCGAUGGCGACGCCGUACGAGUUCAAGCCGCUGUCGGACAUCGACGACCAGGAGGGCCUCCGGUUCUACCGCUCCGGCAUCUACCUGUACCGCCGGUGCGCGGCCAGGGACGGCGUCGACCCGGCCGCUGUGGUCCGCGCCGCGCUGGCGGAGGCGCUGGUGCACUACUACCCGCUCGCCGGCCGCAUCGUCGAAGCCAGCCCCGGGAGGAAGCUGCUCGUCGAGUGCACCGGCGAGGGCGCGGUGUUCGUGGAGGCGGAGGCAGAGAUGGAGGUGGAGGAGCUCGGGGUGGUGACCGGCCCGCCGGUGCCGCGCCACGAGGAGUUCCUGUGCGCCGCCGAAGGCGCGUACGCCGACGGCGGCGUCGUCGGCCGGCCGCUGCUCUACUUCCAGGUCACCCGCAUGCGGUGCGGGGGGUUCGUGUUGGGGAUCCAGAUAUGCCACUGCCUCGCCGACGCCGCCGGCGUCGUGCAGUUCCUGACGGCGGUGAGCGAGUUCACGCGCGGGGUGCCCGGCGCGCCGACGGUGCGGCCGGUGUGGGCGAGGGAGAUCCUCUCGGCGCGCCGCCCGCCGCCAAGCGUCGUGUCGCGCCACCACCCGGAGUACGAGCCGGUGCCGGACGCCGGCAGGGACAAGGUCUCGCCGGCCGACGCGCUCGUCCACCGGCCCUUCUUCUUCGGCCGCCGCGAGAUCGCCGCGCUGCGCGCGCUCGUUCCGCCGGCGCUCGGCUCCCGGAGCACGCGGUUCGACCUCAUCGCCGCCUUCAUGUGGCGGUGCCGCGCCAACGCCCUCCAGUACGACGCCGGCGACGCGGUGCGCGUCCAGUUCGUCGUGAACGCCCGCGGCCGCGGCCGCGGCCGCGCGCCUCUCCCGGACGGCUACUACGGCAACGCAUUCUCCUUCGCCGUCGCCGAGUCGCCGGCGGGGGAGCUGCGGCGCCGCCCGUUCGCGCACGCGCUCCGCCUCGUGGUGGCCGCCAAGGCGCGCGCCAUGGAGGAGGGCCACCUCCAGUCGGUAGCCGACCUGAUGGCGGCGCGCGGGCGGCCGCGGUUCGCCGUGGCGCGCACCUACGUCGUGUCGGACAUCACGCGGUCGGGGAUCCACGACGUCGACGUCGGGUGGGGGAAGGCCGCGUACGGCGGGCCGGCGACGGCGACGCUGGCGACGUUCCACGUCGCCGGGAGGGGCGGGGACGGCGAGGAGGGAGUCGAAGUGCCGAUGCGGCUGCCGGCGCCGGCAAUGGAGCGGCUGGUGGUGGAGGUGGCGAGAGGGCUCGCCGGCGUUGACGCUACCGAAGCGUGCUUAGCUGCAAGACUCUAGGCAUGCAUGCAUGAAGUAAUCGAGUUACACCUCCCUCCGCUUUUUGAAAAAUUAUGUUGAUUAAUUCAUGUUUGAACUAAUCACAUUUAAGAAAAAAGAGUAGAGGGUGUGCAACAUAUUCAUAUGGUUAGUAAAGUUGAAAUGGGUGUAAAAUUUAUUUAGUUUCGUGAUGAUAACAUAAACUAUUGUUAUGAAGAUAUAAA
Messenger RNA from Oryza brachyantha (malo sina), 1577 nucleotides. RefSeq names its product benzyl alcohol O-benzoyltransferase-like. NCBI's taxonomy places the organism in Eukaryota, Viridiplantae, Streptophyta, Magnoliopsida, Poales, Poaceae. The record is from RefSeq and is a predicted model, not a curated record. The transcript has a single exon. The coding region runs from base 1 to 1374 and encodes 457 amino acids.